GGUUGUGGGAACAGCGAUCGAUGGUGAUACGCGGAUGCUGGUAGAUCGGUUGCUGAAAACAAGCCAUGAAAAGAAGGUGCUCGUUUAUGCGAUUACCGGGAUGGGCGGGAUCGGUAAAACAACUCUCGCUUGGAAAAUCUUCAACCACGAGAUGAUCCAAAGUAGCUUUAACCAGAUUCGGCCGGCGUGGGUGUGCAUAUCUAAAGCCUAUGAGCAAACGACUGUGCUGAAGAAGAUCAUCAUGGCUUUCAAAGGUGGUCGAGAUGAGAUCCAGAGCUCGGACGACGAAUUGCCGAAUAAACUCCGCCAGCUUGUUACUGGGAAGAAAUUUUUUCUGGUGUUGGACGAUGUUUGGAGCAUAGAAGUAUGGGAUGAAGUGCUGAAGCCACUCCUACCGGAUGCCGGCCCCGGCAGCCGUAUAUUGAUUACCACCAGGAACACAGCCAUUUCAAAGGGCAUGGACGCCGAACGCUGCCACGCGGUACAGAAACUGUCUUCCGAAGAUAGCUGGUCCCUGCUUUGCAAGAUGGUGUUUCGGGGGGGCGGGGAUGAGAGACUGAAGCAAAACUUGAAGCAUAUUGGAAUGAGGAUCGUGGACAAAUGCGAUGGCCUUCCACUUGCACUGAAGACCAUCGGAACAGUGCUGAGAGGCCGGGACUUGAUACAAGCCGAAUGGGAGAAGGUUGCCGGCGACAGCACCUGGUGGUUUGAGCAACAGGGGGAUAUAGAGGGAAUCGGUAAGCAACUAAUGACAGAAGUACUGUAUCCGAGUUACGAGGACCUAUCUUCCCAGCUAAGGCUAUGUUUCGUCUACUGUGCAAUGUUCCCCAAGGAUUGUAUACUUCGAAAAGACAUGCUUGUCCCUCUCUGGAUCGCGGAGGGAUUUAUAAAGGCGAGCAAGGAUUCAUCGGUGGAAGACACGGCGGGGGAGUACUGGAAGCAACUGGAACGGCGGUGCCUUCUGCAACCAGAUCCCGGUCGUUAUGACCAAGGCGGAUUCAAAAUGCACCCUGUCGUCCGUUCGCUCGCUCUGUACUUGGCACAGGACGAGUGCUACUCCGGAGACGUGCGGGGAUUAAGGGAGAACCAGACGGCAGACGUCACUUCAAGCUCGCCCAAGAGACGCCGCGUGCUCAUCAAGGAUGCGGAAGGAGUAUCCAUUCCCGAAGUGAUGAAAGAACCGACAUGCCUGAGGACCAUCAUCUUCCUCGACACGCCACCGCUUCAAGAAGUCGCAGAGAAUUUCUUCGAAAAGUUCACUUGCCUACGCGUCCUGGAUCUCAGCGAAGCACCAAAUUCCAAGCUUCCAGACGCUGUACAGAAUCUCAUACACCUGCGGUAUCUGAAUCUAUCCCGUUCUCAGAUGAGCGAGCUCCCGAACACUAUAGGGACGCUCAGGAGUCUUCAAUUCUUAGGCCUGGCAGAGUGCACAAUGCUUCGGAUCCUUUCGGAUGCUAUUUUAGAGCUACGCAACCUGCGGGUUCUGGAUGUUGAUGGAACACAGCUGGAAGGCAUGCCUAAAGGAAUCGGGAAGCUUCAACAUCUCAACAGACUUGUUGGAUUCAGAGUCAAUAGCAGCACAAACAAUGCUGACAUAAGUGGAGCAGAGGGUGGUGAAAGGCAGAAUGGCCGGCAGCGAAGUCCAGCUAGUUGGUGCAAUUUGGAAGAACUAAAGUCCCUCACCCAACUCAAAUUUCUCGCUGUACAGAACUUAGAGAGCAUUUCAAGCAUAGAUGAAGCAGAAAGAGCAGAACUAUCGAGCAAAUCUCGUCUAGACGACCUCCGAUUAAUUUGCAAUCCGGCACAAGAAAUCAUUACAGAUGAAGAGAAGAGGAAAAUUAAGGAGGUCUUUACCAAGCUCCGCCCGCCAACUCGCCUACAACGUCUUCAAAUAGGCAGAUACUUCGGACUCGAGUACCCUGGCUGGAUGAUGGGUGGCGGCAUCGGUUCGCAUCUUUCAGACCUGAAGCAUCUAGAGCUGAGCGAUUGCUUUUUCUGCCAGACGCUUCCACCACUGGGAUUGCUGCCUCAGCUGGAAACUCUACAUAUUUCAGGCGCCAAUGCCGUUAAAAGAAUUGGAAAUGAAUUUCUUCUGGGUGAUGCAGCAGCAGCAGCAGCAGGGCAAGCACAGCAUCGUUUCCGCGCCUUUCCAGAGUUAAAAUACCUUGCACUGAAAAAGAUGAAUAGUUGGCAGGAAUGGUGGUGGAAGGGGGAGGAGGAGGAUCAAGCUCUGCUGCCUCGGCUCGAGGAGUUAGUGAUUGAGAGGUGCGGCAAAUUGAUGUCCCUCCCCAAGCACCUCCUGCGCAAUGUGACUCGCUUAACCAUUGAAGAUGCCUACAAUGUCACAGAAAUUGGUAACCUCCCUUCUGUCAGGACUCUAAUGAUUGCUCGCAGUGGAUUGGGGAGGAUUCAUAAUCUUCUAGCACUGGACGAGUUGACAAUUGUCGACUGUUUUCACCUGAGACGCAUGGAGAAGAUUGGUGAGCUUCGGUACCUGAAGUUGCAGGAUCAGAAGAUGAGAUCCCUUCCCAACUGGUUGCGGAACAACAUGGAAGGCCAAGAGCAACUGCACUCACUUACAUAUGAAGGUUUUAAGAGCAUGUUUGCCAGCAGUGACCGACAAGAUUUCGUUGCAGCCAGGAAGUUUGAAUUUAUAUGCAGCGGUCGGCUCCUCCAGAGGUGCAUCAAAGAUGCACCUGAGUCUGAGUGGCCUAAGAUUCAGGACAUUCCAUAUGUAGAAGGCUACACCAUGGACAAAUCAAAGUAUAUCUUGUAUGACAAAUCCAACCCGGACCAUAAUUUCCAUACCAAUAUAAACAAGGAAGAAAUAACCAAUGAAACAACCACAAACAGUAGCAGUGACCUCGCUUCCCCAUUCUCCAUUGUCAUUCUUUUAUUGCUUAUAAUUGGGGUCACUAAAUUGGCGUUUGACUACAAAAGCUUCCUUCUUCCCCUCUUGAUGAAAGCUGCUGCUGCUAUCCAAAAAUUUAAAUACACAAGGUUAUGUGAUGAAAUUUAUAGUCUCUAUCAUGCAUGGCAGAAGCAAUAGUGUUUAAAAGCACAUAUUUUCCGCGCAUAAUACGCCACAGAAUUCAUACUUAGGGGGAAGACAACAUGGUGAGUCAACUGGAGAAGGCUGCACAUAACAAGGAGAUCGAUGACAAAGUUAUGGUGCAUUCUAAUGGAGGACGCUGCUUAUUUGUGACCUUGUGAAUGUGAGAUUAUAGGCACUUGUAAUAUUAUCUGUUGGGACUUAUCAUAGAACUUAACUGUUAUCGAACAGGUUUGUGGUGGUCAAUUUGUGCAUUUAUGGACUUGUAAUAUUGCUUUAACAAGCUAUGCUAGCAGAGUCGAGGAAUUGUAUUUUAGAACUUGUUAUUUUGUGAAUUUGCAUAUGUAUCUUUGCUUGAACUUGUAUUAUGUAAUGUACCUAGAUCUGAUGUUGCUUUAACAGGGCGAGCCCCGGGUGCGAAUUCAUGGCCCUGUGUCUUGUGGGUACUUAUGCUUGUAUAGGUGGACUUGUUUUGAUGGACAAGCUGCCUGGAA
Molecule: messenger RNA, 3546 nt
Organism: Elaeis guineensis (African oil palm)
Lineage: Eukaryota; Viridiplantae; Streptophyta; Magnoliopsida; Arecales; Arecaceae
Product: putative disease resistance RPP13-like protein 1
Molecular function (GO): ADP binding
Source: RefSeq, a predicted model, not a curated record